Molecule: messenger RNA, 893 nt
Organism: Centruroides sculpturatus (bark scorpion)
Lineage: Eukaryota; Metazoa; Arthropoda; Arachnida; Scorpiones; Buthidae
Product: erythroid differentiation-related factor 1-like
Exons: 7
Coding region: 75-893 (272 amino acids)
Biological process (GO): positive regulation of DNA-templated transcription
Source: RefSeq, a predicted model, not a curated record
GUUAGUGGACAGAAGCAUCAUGGCAGAAUGGAAUUUUAUUCUGGAUUUAAUUAAAUAAUAAUAAUAAAAAAAAAAUGGAUAACAUCUCCAAAUCAAAGUCUCAGAAUGAAGAAAACGAAACAGAAGAAACUGUUAAAAAUAAGGAAAGCAUCACUACACAUUCCGAGGACAUAUCAGAAAUAUGUGUAGAUGUGAAAUCAACGGCAGUAGUAAAAUGCUCAGCUGUAGAUUCACCCGCUCGUUAUAUGGAAUUGAGCAGCAAUACUGAUCUGAAUCAACCACCAUCAAAUUGGCUUAGAAGCCAGGCUAAAUGGAAGGGACGAUGGGGACGUUGGGCUUACCCAAGAAGCCAUUCUACAACAUUUUCCAGUUUUCAUCUAGCGCAUAAUUUUCCAGACUGUGUAGGAGAAGUAGAUGUUAUAUCAGAUUCAGAGAAUAUCAAAAAAUUAUUGAAGAUUCCAUAUAGUAAGUCACAUAUCAGCAUGAUGGUUCAUUGCAUUGGUAAAACAUUAUUAUUAGAUGAAUUCGAUGUUCAUAGUCAUCUACUCAGAGCUCAGAAACAAUGGGAAUGGUUGAAAAAAUUUUUUAAGGAGCAUAUUCUCCAAACAUUGGAAGAAGAGGAAAAAUGUAUGCUUCGUAAAAAUAAAAGUAGAGAUUAUUUGCAAAAUAAGAAUAUGUUUUCAAAAUUCCUAUAUUAUAGUAUUGCCGAAGGUUCUUCUGAAGAAGAAAGUGAAUCGACAAAACCGGAAAAAUCUUCCGAAGAUACAGCCAAACCGAGUAACUUGAAAUCAUCAAGAGAGACGACUAGCCCAAUUGCUCCCUUUACUGAUUAUACUGUAAAUAUUCCUGAUCCAAUAAAAGAAGUUGAGGUAAGACAUACUAAAAUAUAUUAA